AUGGCAUUUGCUGUUGCUGAAGCGAUCCUCAAGAAGUUGGCUCCCCUUGCUGUUGACCAAGCGGGUCUCCUCUGGAGCUUGAAGAGCGAUUUCCUGAAACUGAAGAGCACGGUUUCCACCAUCAAGGCUGUGCUGUUGGAUGCUGAGGAGCAAUCGGGUCUGAACCAUCAGAUUCGAUUAUGGCUCGAUAAUUUGAAACAGGUCCUUUAUGAUGCUGAUGACUUGCUGGAUGAUUUCUCCAUGGAGGCUCUGUUGAAGCAGCGAAGAAAUGAAGGGAGUCGCUGUCUGAACGAGGUAUGCCUCUUCUUUACGCGUUCCAACCAACUGGUUAGCGGCCUUAUGAUGGCUCUUCGAUUGAAGGCCAUCAUGACCAAGCUAGAUGAGAUUGAUGAGAAUCGGAAGAAGUUUAAUCUUGAAAUGCGCCUCCAAGAUCCGGCUGCAGCUGCGAUCAAGCGCGAGAGGCAGACUGACUCUUUUGUUCCCUAUGGGUUUGUUGGGAGAGAGGAAGAUAGAAAAACUGCUCUGGCUCAGUGUAUCUACAACGAUGAGAGUGUGUCUCCUUGUUUUCAGUUGAAAAUUUGGAUAUGUGUUUCGGAUCAUUUUGAUCAAGCAUUGUUGGUCAAGAAGAUGUUGGAGUCUAUAACCCGACAUAAAGGAGAAGAUCUUGACUUGGACAUCUUGAAGGGAGAACUUAAGAAGAAGAUGGGUAAUAAGAGGUUCUUGUUAGUGUUGGAUGAUGUUUGGGAUCAUGGUGACUACAAGGGCAAUUGGGAUAGUUUGAUGAGUUUUUGGCUGCAGGUUGGGGCAGUUGGUAGCAAAAUUAUCGUCACUACUCGACUUAGAGAUGUCGCGAAUUACAUGUCAACGAAGGGGAUUAAACCACACGAGCUGAAAGAGAUAGGAAAAGUGAUCAUGAGAAGCUUGUUUCUGAAAGAUUCUGAGAUUGAUGUGAAAAUGUUGGUGCAACUUUGGAUGGGGCAAGGGUUUAUCAACACCAGUCAAUCGUCGUCAUCUUCAUUUGACGUAGGAGUUGAAUAUUUCAAGAGUUUAUUGUCUAGGUUCUUUUUCCAAGAGCUGGAGAUUGAUACAUGGGGGGAUGUAUGGAGGUGUAAGAUGCAUGAUUUGAUGCAUGAUUUAGCCACGGAAAUCGCAGGCGAGGAUAUCAUUGCUUUAAAAGCUUCAAAUUCAAUGGAAGGCAAUGUCAACUUUGAUAGGCUUCGACAUAUAUCGUUUACUAUUCAGGCAAAACGGUCAAGGCCAUGGGAAGCCCCCGAUGCGUUGGUAAAAGCAACAAAACUACGAACUUACCUUCCUAGAUAUUUGUUUAUGGUUCAUGUGCUUCGCUUCAAGGAGUGGAACUGUGGGAUUAUAUUCUCAAAUAAUACUAGGCUGAGAGUUUUAAGUCUCAACACUCUUAAAUUCAAGAGUGUGCCCCGCUCCAUCCAUAAAUUGACACAUCUCAGGUACCUAGAUCUUUCUCACAAUCCUAUGGUGCUACUCCCUGACGAGAUUACGAUACUAGUAAAUUUACAAGUGAUCGUACUAGAUUUUUGUGAUAAUCUCGAGCAAUUGCCAAGAGAUAUUGGGAAAUUGAUUGAUCUCGAGUUUCUUAGCCUCGUUGGGUGUUCGAGUUUGAAAGGGUUGCCACUUGGGAUCGGGCGGCUCGCUCGCCUAAGAGAAUUGUCCAUAUUCAUUGUGCCAGUUGCAUCAUACUAUUCACAUGGAGCAGUCGCAGCUAGAAUCAGCGAGCUAGAGCAUCUCAACAAUCUAACUGGGAAAUUGAGGAUCAAACAUCUGGAGUUGGUGAAGGAUGAGGCUGAAGUGAAGGCGACAAGUUUGUUUCGGAAGCAACAUCUUCAAGCCUUGACAUUAAAGUGGAGCUUAUCGAGAAGAGUUUUUGCUGGCAGAGAUGUUGGGGUACUAAAGGCGUUGGAGCCACAUAAGAAUUUGAAGCAACUAAAAUUGGUUGGUUAUGGCGGUCACAGUCUACCUAGCUGGUUCUUUACUUCUCUGCAGAAUCUGAUUCGCUUGACAUUGUCUGAUUUAGGUCGCUUAGAGUUAAUCGAGGAUGACGCUGGUCAGUUUCUUCCAUGCUUGAUAUCUCUCCGCAUUCGCAACUGCCCCAGGCUAGUAAGCUGGAGGUCAACCACAGAGAUAGAAAUGUCGCAGUUCCCUUCUCUUUCAGAUCUCCGCAUUGAGAAUUGCCCGAAACUGGUACGACUUCCUCAUUUUUUGUCGGAUAUUGAAACGGUUUACUUAAGAUAUGUUGACCGCAAACUGUUGGACCAGUUUGUUGCGUCACUUCCACCACCCAGCUCCCCUUCGCGGUUGAAAAGACUGUCAAUUUGGGGGAUAAGAGGCCUUUUAAUUUUGCCGCAAGGUUUACUCCCACAUCUUGCAUCCCUGGAAGAUUUGCGGAUAAUGCAUUGCCCGAACCUAACGAAUCUGUCUCCACCGGCUACUAGUCAACAACAACAUCUCCCUUCCCUCCAGUUCUCUACGCUUCCAAACCUCCGUUACUUUUUUAUAAGUAAUCUUCCAGGGAUGAAGAGUCUACCAGAGUGGCUUCAGCAUUCCUCUAACUGGCAGACGCUGUGGAUAGAAAGCUGUGGCGGUCUCAAGUGCUUGCCAAAAUGGCUACCCAAGCUCACAGCGCUAGAUACUCUGUAUGUAGAUGGCUGUCAUUUUCUAUCAGCCAGAUUGAAGAGUAGAAUGGCCGAGGACUGGCACAAAGUUGCUCACAUUCGGAAUAUUGAAAUUAAUGACAUGACAAUUCAAGAGGAUGGUAACUACGUGAGAGUAGAAGAACCAGCAGACGAAAACCAACUUCAAGAACAAGAAGCAAGUGGUGGAGGAGGAGAAGAAGAAGAAGAAGAAGAAGAAGAAGAAGAAGAAGAACUAUUCAUUGAAGAAGAAGAAGAAGAUGAUGAUCAUGAUAGCGAGGGCGAGGAAGAAGAAGACGAUGAUCAUGAGGGCGAGCUCGAGGAAGAAGCAGAAGGACUACCCCUGGGCAUUUCGUCUCCAAGGAUGUGGUCAGAUUGCAUUGCGAGACUCACUUGUAACCUAUUCCAAAGAUGCUUUCUCGGCUAG
This is a messenger RNA of Linum trigynum, 3090 nucleotides long. NCBI's taxonomy places the organism in Eukaryota, Viridiplantae, Streptophyta, Magnoliopsida, Malpighiales, Linaceae. The record is from the annotation of a GenBank genome assembly.